GUGUUUUUGUCCCUCAUCGUAUUUAUUUUGAGGAUAUCGUCAUCUUUGUAAACUGAUGCAACCAGCAUGGCAAUGAUGAACAAUUACCACCACUCAAAGAUGGACGGAUCCUGGGUGUAUGCUAACAUCACGGGCCCUGGUCCGGGCCACAACACCAUCAGCACAUCGACCCAGCACGUCCGCAAUUUCUUCGACCUGUCUGGCCAGGCCCUGAGCGGGGCUGGUGCCGGGGACAUCAUCCACUUCUCUCGCUACACGGGCAAGGUCGUCCUGGUAACCAACGUGGCGUCAGCCUGCUACCUCACAACACGGGAGUUCACUCAGCUAAACAACCUGAUGCAUCUGUACGGCCUACACGGCCUGGUCAUCUUAGCGUUCUGCUGUAAUCAAUUCGGACACAGCGAGCCGUUUGAGAAUGACGAGAUUGUGAAGUGUCUGAGAUACGUCCGGCCCGGACCGCCAUUUCAGCCCAGUUUCCAAUUGUUCGUGAAGUGCGAUGUGAACGGGUCCCGGACCCACCGCGUGUUCGACUUCCUGAAAGACAGACUACCCUACCCCAGCGAUGAUAACACUAUGCUGGUCGCUGAGUCGUCAGAAAUCACAUGGAACCCAGUCAAACGUAACGAUAUCACGUACAACUUUGAGAAGUUCCUGAUUGGUCGAGACGGACAGCCGUACCGCCGUUACAGUUACAAGACUCCCCCCUCCAGGCUGCACCAGGACAUCAAGAGACUCCUGGGAAUAGAGUAA
Molecule: messenger RNA, 750 nt
Organism: Branchiostoma floridae (Florida lancelet)
Lineage: Eukaryota; Metazoa; Chordata; Leptocardii; Amphioxiformes; Branchiostomatidae
Product: glutathione peroxidase 2-like
Exons: 4
Coding region: 67-750 (227 amino acids)
Biological process (GO): response to oxidative stress
Molecular function (GO): glutathione peroxidase activity
Source: RefSeq, a predicted model, not a curated record